Molecule: messenger RNA, 507 nt
Organism: Phalaenopsis equestris
Lineage: Eukaryota; Viridiplantae; Streptophyta; Magnoliopsida; Asparagales; Orchidaceae
Product: adenylate kinase isoenzyme 6 homolog
Cellular component (GO): nucleus; cytoplasm
Molecular function (GO): ATP binding; AMP kinase activity; ATP hydrolysis activity
Source: RefSeq, a predicted model, not a curated record
GUAUGCGAUGAGAUGGAAGACAUGAUGGAAGAUGGAGGGAACAUUGUGGAUUAUCACGGCUGUGAUUUCUUUCCCGAGCAUUGGUUUGAUCGUGUCGUCGUCCUGCAGACUGAUAAUUCUGUCCUACAUGAUAGGCUAUCUAGCAGGGGAUACAUGGGAGUGAAGCUGACAAACAACAUAGAAUGUGAGAUAUUUCAGGUGCUAUUGGAGGAGGCGAGAUCAAGCUAUGCUGAAGAUAUUGUCAUCCCCUUACACAGCAACUGCGUUGAAGACAUGAGCAGCAAUGUGGCCAUGCUAACAGACUGGAUCAAUAACUGGGGGCAAUCAUGAAACCAAUUUUGGUUUGGAAAGUCUAUAAUUGCUAGGUUUUGUUUUUGAUUCAUCAUAUAUUGUGUAUUAAUUAAUGACUGUAACCCUAAUUAACUGAUUCUGUUAUGUCACUUAGUGUGGAUGAGAAAGAUUGCAUUUAUCUCUCAAAAUGUUAUUCUGAGCUGACCUGUUUAAAUA